Molecule: messenger RNA, 2892 nt
Organism: Suricata suricatta (meerkat)
Lineage: Eukaryota; Metazoa; Chordata; Mammalia; Carnivora; Herpestidae
Gene: ARHGAP22
Product: Rho GTPase activating protein 22
Exons: 10
Coding region: 384-2555 (723 amino acids)
Biological process (GO): activation of GTPase activity; signal transduction
Cellular component (GO): focal adhesion
Molecular function (GO): GTPase activator activity
Source: RefSeq, a predicted model, not a curated record
CGCGGGGAGCCCGGCCCCACGCGCCCCGCUCCGGGAUGAGCAACGCCGCCGCGUGCGCACCGCGCAACGGGGCCGAGGGACAGCUAGCCAGGCCGCCCCGCCCUGGCCCCGAGAUUGAUCUGCAGCCGUUACCGAGCCUUUUCAUGCUUCGCUUGGAUGGGAAUUAAUUCUGGGAUGGAUAAAUAAUGCAUUGAGGUUUGUGUAGUCCAAGGCAAGCCUUCGGUCGGGAGCAAGGAGAGGGAGCCAAGGGAGCCUCACCGGUAAAGCCUAGCAGCCAUGGGGGCCGAGCGAGGCAGGAGGGGCAACUGGGCAAGAGGAAGAGAAAAGGGAAGUGGAUGACAGCAUGAUCGGCACAAGGACGCUGGCCUGGCUGCUUCUGGAAUAUGCUGAGCCCAAAGAUCAGGCAAGCCAGGAGGGCUCGCUCCAAAAGCCUGGUGAUGGGGGAGCAGAGCCGGAGCCCUGGGCGGCCGCCCUGCCCCCACAGGCUGGGCCCCAUACUGAAGGAGGGCUGGCUGAAGAAGCAGAGGAGCAUCAUGAAGAACUGGCAGCAGCGCUGGUUCGUGCUGCGUGGGAAUCAGCUUUUCUACUUCAAGGACAAAGAUGAGACCAAGCCCCAGGGAUUUAUUUCUCUACAAGGGACCCGGGUGACGGAACUCCUUCCUGGCCCCGAGGACGCAGGGAAGCACCUCUUUGAGAUCAGCCCAGGUGGUGCCGGGGAGCGAGAGAAGGUGCCGGCCAACCCCGAGGCGCUCCUGCUCAUGGCCAGCUCCCAGCGUGACAUGGAGGACUGGGUGCAGGCCAUCCGCCGGGUCAUCUGGGCCCCGCUUGGCGGAGGUACUGCCCGUAGAUCGCAUGCUCACCCUCUAGAACCCUUGCCUUCAGGAAUCUUUGGGCAGCGCCUGGAGGACACGGUCCAUCACGAGCGGAAGUAUGGCCCCCGCCUGGCCCCCCUGCUGGUGGAGCAGUGUGUGGACUUCAUCCGGGAGCGUGGCCUCACCGAGGAGGGGCUCUUCCGCAUGCCGGGCCAGGCCAACCUGGUGAGGGACCUGCAGGAUUCCUUCGACUGUGGGGAGAAGCCGCUGUUUGACAGCUCAACAGACGUGCACACGGUGGCCUCCCUGUUGAAGCUGUACCUGCGGGAGCUCCCUGAGCCUGUGGUCCCCUUCGCCAGGUACGAGGACUUCCUCAGCUGUGCCCAGCUGCUCACCAAGGACGAGGGGGAGGGGACUCUGGAGUUGGCUAAACAAGUGAGCAGCCUUCCUCUGGCCAAUUACAACCUGCUCAGAUAUAUCUGCAAGUUUCUGGACGAAGUUCAGUCCCACUCAGAUGUUAACAAGAUGAGUGUCCAGAACCUGGCAACAGUUUUCGGACCUAACAUACUUCGGCCGCAGCUGGAAGACCCGGUAACCAUCAUGGAAGGCACGUCCCUGGUCCAGCACCUGAUGACCGUCCUGAUCCGCAAACACAGCCAACUCUUCACCUCGAGGGCUGAGGAAGGGCCAGCCUCCCCACAUGGGGGCCCACCGUGCACGGUGGAGUGGGGCUCCGAGGAGGCCCCGAGGGACGGCCAGCCAGAGCCCAGCAGCCCCAGCCCUCAGGGCCUGCCGUCACACAGGACCUCUUCUCUGGAUGGGGCCACUGUGGCAGCGCUGUCUAGAGCCUCCCCCAUGGGUCCGGGUGGCCGAGGCAGCCCUGUUGCCGCCAGCCCUGGGAAGAAGGUACAGACUCUGCCCAACUGGAAGUCUUCCUUCUGGCAGUCAGGGUCCCGGUCGGGGAGCCCGAAGGUGGGCAGCUCCUCCCUGGAGGUGCCCAUCAUCUCCUCUGGAGGGAACUGGCUCAUGAAUGGGCUGUCCUCCCUGCGCGGCCACCGCCGGGCCUCCUCGGGAGAGCGGCUCAAGGACUCAGGCUCUGCGCAGAGACUCUCUACCUAUGACAACGUACCCCCGUCCAGCGGCCUCUUUCCCAGCACUCCCAGUGUGGCCAGCACGGCGUGGUCGGGGGCCUCCUCUUGCGAGGCAUCAGCUGGGGGCUCUGUCAGCAGCUGCACAGCCUGCCGGGCCAGUGACUCGUCCGCCUGCAGCUCCCUGCCCACCGAGGGGGGCCUGGAGCCGUCCCCUUUCCCCAGCAGCAGCGAGGACCGCAGAUCCCCGGACCUGGGCCGCGGCCUGGACGAGGUGGGCACCUGCAUCAGCAGCAGCGAGCCCAGUGACCCAGGCAGCCCCACCCAGGACUAUGCCCGCUGCUCCGAGGCUCUCCAGGGCCUGGUCACAGAGCUCAGGGCGGAGCUGUGCCGGCAGAGGACUGAGUACGAGAUGAGUAUGAAAAGACUCGAAGAAGGUAGUGCCCACCUGAGGAAACGAAUGUCACAGCUAGAAGAAGAACUGGACCAGGAAAAGAAAAAGUACACGAUGCUGGAAAUAAAGCUGAGGAACUCGGAGCGGGCCCGGGAAGACGCGGAGAAGAGGAACCAGCUGCUGCAGAAGGAAAUGGAGGAGUUCUUCUCAACCCUGGGAAGCCUCACUGUUGGGGCAAAAGGUGACAAAGCCCCCAAGUGAAGGAGAGGGAGGAGCUCCCUUCCGCAGUGGUGCUUGCCCACCCCUGGGCAGAGACAGCCGGCGGCCUCGUGAGGAGCCACGAGGCCCCACAGCUUGGACCUGGGCCUCAGUGGUGCCAGGAGCUCCAGCACCGGCUGGUGGGAGAAGCCCUGACACCCCCAGGGGGACUGUUGGGAGCCCUAGCCCCACGUGGGAUCUGGAUGCUGCUCUGCCCGUGCAGGGCUGGGCAGGUGUCGGAGGAGACAGGCCAGUGACCCACCAAAUCAUGGCGCCUGGGAGCUGAGCGGCCUGCUGGGAACACUUUGCAAUCUGUAUUAAAUCUGCUCUCCUAGCAUGA